Molecule: messenger RNA, 1728 nt
Organism: Peniophora sp. CBMAI 1063
Lineage: Eukaryota; Fungi; Basidiomycota; Agaricomycetes; Russulales; Peniophoraceae
Source: the annotation of a GenBank genome assembly
AUGGCGCCUUUUGGACUGAGUAUCGGAGCAGAUAAGACGAAGGUUUUUGAGGUGGCAAUUCAGAAUGAGCUUAUGAGGAGGGGAUAUACUACGGAACCUGAUGAUACCAUGUCCGAGUAUAUCACGAUCAUGCUUAUCAAUAACAAGAGUCCAGAUGACAUUUUGAAGGAAUGUAUAAGCUUCCUAGGAAACGACGUCGAACGCUCUUUUGUAGACUGGUUGUUUGAAGAAGCUGCGCGAAACGAGGCCAGUGGCGAGCCUGAGCCUGCUUCAGCGCCUCCAGCCGCAGAGUCCAAACCUGAACCGUCGACCUCAAGUGACAAAUCUCGCCCUCCACCCAACGGUCCUCGCGUUUUCCAACAAGCUAUUGGCCAGGCUCAAGCAAGUACUUCGCCAACAGCGCAAAAACGUACCGCUUCAGCGCGUUCCCCUUCCCCUACACCUGGCGGCCAAGGUCCGAACAAAUCUCGACGUACGGAUGCACCAACCGGCCCUCGUGCUAUGCGUGAUGAGCGCGGGCCUCGCGGACCCAACAGUAACGGCCCACGUAGUCUCCUCGAACGUGUCGGCCCCGCUCGCGCCGGCCCUCCGCCCAACAACUUCGGACCUCCCGGGCCCAACAUGAUGAACGGUCCGCCGGGUCCUUUCCCGGCUGGAAUGAACGAGAUGGAGAUGGCGGCGCAGAUGCAAGGGAUGAACGGGCCCAACCAGCAGAUGAUGUUCCAGGAGAUGAUGAUGAACCAUAUGGCUCUUAUGGCGCAGAUGGCUAGUGGUAUGGGCAUGUUGCCACCCCCUGGGAUGAUGCCGGGUAUGAUGCCACCGCAGGGUGGAAUGGGGUUGGGUGGUCCUGGGUUCCCUGGUGGGCCUGGUAUGGGACCUGGAUCGAGAAAUGGUCCGCCACGUCCUCAGCGUGGAAGGGGCGGAAGGGCAAAUCAGGGUGGAAGGCCUGCACCUGGCGAACAGGGCUCACCAGCGCCCCCUACGCCUGUCGAAGGUGCACCGCAACUGGCAGCCCCUGCGCCUCAGCCGGUAGCCGCCGCAUCACCUGCGCCACCGGCAUUUGCCGUGCCCGAGCGCCCGCAAUCACCUACUUUGUGCAAGUUUGGACCAAAAUGCACAAAUGCGCAUUGUCGGUGGUCGCAUCCGAGCCCCAUUGCAACGGCUGAGAGUGGGGUGGUACUGAGUGCCGAAGCGUGCGAAGCCGGCGCUGGAUGUACGGACAAAGAUUGUAUCAAGAGCCAUGUCAGCCCUGCUGCUGCGAAUCCUGCACUGGCACGGCCGCAACGCCCUCCUCCGGCACCAGCACCUGCACCGGUAUACGCACCGCCGCCAGCAGCUGGAGGUGCAGUCCAGUGCCGCUAUGGUAUGGCCUGUACGCGUCGGGACUGCUCAUUCAGCCAUCCACCGAAUCACCCGCUACACAAAUCCGCAACGUCCAACGUCCCGUGUCGCUUCGGCUCCGCCUGUACCCGUGCAACAUGCACGUACCAACACCCGCCAGACCGCGUCCUGCCCGGACAGUUCCAUAAGGGUUUGUCGCCUAGCGCGAACCAGAACCAGACGCACAAUAAGAGCGCCGUGUUUAACAAGCCUGCGACGACUACAGAGACCGAGUUAGAGAAGAAGCUGAAAGCUAUCCAGGAGGAGAAGGAUAAGGUCAGGGAGGCAGAGGCUGCUAAGAAGGAGGGCGGCGGGGGGGAUAAGGGCGUCGUCGCUGCUGCUGCGUGA